ACUUUAGCUUAACCCUACUAGUUAAAUGGCCUCUCCUGGCCUAAUCUGGCAAAACCCACCACCAUGAAGAACAUCGGCACAAGAGGGAAAUGCAAACAGGGUCAAGGCAGAGACCAAGUCAGUAGACUGUAAUGCAGAAGACCAAUAAGUACUGAAAGAUGCACUCCAAACCUAUGAAGGGACAGUGUGUGGAACAGUGAGCCAGCCUACCUUGCAGGGCCUGUCAACGCUUCUGAAGGAGACCCAGCAUGUGCAGCACCAGUGUGUAUGACCUGGAAGACAUUCCCCUGGAGGAUGAUGAUCCAAACAGCAUAGAGUUCAAAAUCCUGGCCUUCUACGCCAGACACCAUGUCUUCAAGAACACCCCGGCUGUCUUCUCGCCCAAGCUCUCCAGAACAAGGAGUCUGUCCCAGAAAGCCCUGGGGACUUGGUCAACUGAUUCCUGGACACAGGUAUCAUUGCCUUGCAGAGGUUCCCCCUCCAGCGAAAAGAACAUCAGCUUGGGCAAGAAGAAGUCUUCUUGGAGAACACUCUUCAGGGUGGCCGAGAAGGAGGAAGGCCUGCCGAGCUCCCCAAAGGAGAUCCGAGCUCAGGGUCCUCAGGGCCCCUUCCCGGUAGAGCGGCAGAGUGGCUUCCACAACCAGCACUGGCCCAGGUCUCUGAGCAGUGUGGAGCAGCGCCUGGAGAGUGAAGUUGUGGAUUCCAAAGUGGCUUGUAUUGCCAACAGAGUGGCUGAAAUUGUUUACUCCUGGCCACCACCAGAUGUCAUCCACAGCCAGGGAGGAAGCAAGCUCAAAGAGAGGGUCUCGGAGAUUCUGUACUUCAGGUUUGAAGGACCUUGUGACUCUAAGAAUAAAGAUGGAGAAGACCAAAUAAUAAGCAAGAUUGUUGAGCUGCUGAAAUUCUCGGGGGAUCAGUUGGGAAGAGAGAUAAAGAAAGACAAGGCUUUGAUGAGCAGCUUCCAGGACGGGCUGUCCUACUCAACGUUCAAGACCAUCACAGACCUGUUCCUGAGGGACGUGGACACCAGAGGAGAAUCAGAGGUCAAAGCUCGGGGCUUCAAGGCUGCCCUUGCAAUAGACGCCAUCGCCAAGCUCACGGCCAUCGACAACCACCCAAUGAAUAGAAUGCUGGGCUUCGGGACCAAGUACCUAAGAGAGUACUUCUCCCCCUGGGUUCAGCAGAAUGGCGGAUGGGAAAAAAUACUUGGGAUCUCACAUGAAGAAGUAGACUGAAAUAGCCAAAGACCUGUCGCCUGGAAGGUCCCUUGUGCAACAGUGGUUCUGUGUGCCCACCACUCUUACCAUAGACUUCAGGAGAAAGUUAAAACAUACCCAGCAGACAGUGUCUAGAGAACCAUCUUUCCUUUGACUCAAGAGGCAUCGGGAGAGGCCUUGCUCUCUUCAGCUCAUAGAACUCAGUAGCACGGACUUCGCUGAGGGCACUCGAGUCCUCCACUGAAUGUGUGAGGGGCUCCAUAAAGAUAAGUGAUUGUUUUACCUCUAAAUGUUGAGAACGGAAACCAUCCUGUUGCUACACCAGUGGAAGCAUUCGUUCGGCACGUGUCUGUCGGUCUCAUGGAGGUGAAACGAUAAAUAUGUGUGUGCUUACUUUUUAGUCUCUAACACUAUUUGUUCCUUAUACUGCACCUGGGAUGCCCUGAUUACUGUCUCGUGUCAAGCUUACCCUCAGGAAGACAGCCCUAUUCAUGUCAGAGAGAAAAACCUGAGUUUGCUGUUAUGUCUAGCUAGCUUAAGUCUUGCUAACCCGUCCUCUCAAAAACUACUGUGGUACCUUGACAAAGUCCAUUUGGUACAAAGCCAUCUUCACAGAUUUCUCUGUGUGAUAUACCUGCACCCCACCACAUCAGUGCGAUCGAGAGCAAGGGCACACAGGUACCACAAGAAGAUACAGAGGUCAACCUCGGGUGCUAGUUUUCAUCUUCCUCUUUGUGCAUAGCUUCUUACCCAGGCUGGAUCACUCCUGAGCGUCUGGGAGUGUCCCGCCUCCGCCUCCUCCCUUACAGCCACAGCACUAGGGUUGCAGGUGUACCCUGUGACACGCAGCGUUUUAGGUCGGUGCUGUGGAUUCAAAUCCAGGUCCUCACACUUCUGUGGCUAGCACUUUACCCACAGUGCUACCUCCCCAGCCUGAGCUCUGGACUAUUAGGACCCCUUAGAAGUAGCAUAAUGGUUGGUAAUUAAUAAAAUAAAUAAAUUG
Mus musculus (house mouse) is the source of this 2220-nucleotide messenger RNA. It is a transcript of the gene Bcl2l14, whose product is annotated as BCL2 like 14. The transcript is spliced from 7 exons. The record is from RefSeq and is marked validated. Gene Ontology annotation, molecular function: protein kinase binding. Lineage: Eukaryota; Metazoa; Chordata; Mammalia; Rodentia; Muridae. Gene Ontology annotation, cellular component: cytosol; cytoplasm. Gene Ontology annotation, biological process: regulation of apoptotic process; apoptotic process. The coding region runs from base 249 to 1235 and encodes 328 amino acids.